This is a messenger RNA of Symbiodinium necroappetens, 627 nucleotides long. The record is from the annotation of a GenBank genome assembly. Lineage: Eukaryota; Dinophyceae; Suessiales; Symbiodiniaceae.
AUGGGUCAGGCACUUUCGCUGCUGUUUGGGGAGGAAGCACCACCUGUGCAGGUCGACGGCCUGGCCGAGGAUCCGGGGGGCGAGCUACCGGGCGUAGACAUCGUGGGCAACAGAUGCUCCUGCACGUACCCGCCCGUGUUCAAGAGCACCUUGCAUCAAGGGGACAAGGACUUCUGGAACAAUCUGGAUGAGUACUCGGCCCAGACGCUGCUAGCAAAGAAACCAGAUGGGGAGGCGGAAUUCGCAGAGGGCAUGCGACGCUUCGAGAUUGCAAGGGAUCAGAUGUCUGCCGCACUCCACACCAUGCAGGACAAGUACACGGAUCUGGCGAUAGCCAGACGAAACCUGGAACAAACUCAGCAGGGCGCCGCAUGGGAGCACUUCAGCAAGUGCCGACCCCUCAGCAAGAAGUACGGCCUCUACUUGCCCUGCCACGAAAACUUCAAAGCUGCCAUGCAAAGAUACCGUGGACUGCUACAGAAACCAGGAUGCCCUGUUGGUGCCUCGCUUCCACUGCGGCCUGCUUCCAUGGGCCCGGAUGGCCUGGAGCCUUUGGUGAUGCUGACGGCACCUCACAGCUCCCAAAGCCCAGUCCCAAAGGCUUCGAAAGGAGCCGACUUUCUCUGA